This is a messenger RNA of Ramularia collo-cygni, 798 nucleotides long. RefSeq lists its product as uncharacterized. The transcript is spliced from 2 exons. NCBI's taxonomy places the organism in Eukaryota, Fungi, Ascomycota, Dothideomycetes, Mycosphaerellales, Mycosphaerellaceae. The coding region runs from base 1 to 798 and encodes 265 amino acids. The record is from RefSeq and is a predicted model, not a curated record.
AUGUCCGUGUGCGCCAAAUGCAACAAGCCGCUCGAGGUCGAGGUCGACAACUUCGACAGCGAUGAUGAGGAUGUUGAGAUGAGUGGCGGCAGCUCAUCUGCACAACAAGCUUCACAUACCGUGCCGGACGAUGUUCACUUGCCUUGCGGAGAUCACUUCCAUUGGGAAUGCCUCCUCGAUUCCUACGAGCUCUCCACUUGUCCCAAAUGCUCGACCGACAUUUCCUCGAUGCCAGCUUCAGGAUCUGCCUCCAGCGCCAUUCCUCAGAUCCUCGUCGAUCUCAACAACGAGGGUGGUUUGCAGAAAUCGCUUGACAUCUUCCCAAUCCUACAGGAAGAAACAUAUCUUCGCGCAUACCCAGAGGAGCGGAAAUGUCGAGCCUUUUUGGAGUUCUGCCGUGAAGGCGACCAUCAAGCCAUUGCCGAUUUGCUGCUGAGCUGCGGCGAAGAGGACGAGGAGGACAUGGAGGAAUCAGGACCGAGCAAGUCAGCUGACGAGAUCUUGCGCUAUCAAGACACAUUCGGAGAUAUGCAGUCUGGCCUGCAUGCGGCCGCCGCCAAUGGGCAUCGCGAAGUCGCAUGGCUGCUGCUACUAUUGGCGAGUGAAUAUCCCGAGUUGGAAUUUCCUGCUCUCGUAUACCAGGAGGCGGCGACUCUUGGGGUCAUGCGCGAGGAUCAGACUGGUAAAGUUGACAUUCGAAGCCUGCGAGACGAGCAGGGUAGAACCGCAGAGGACAUCGCAAAAGAGGCCGGGACUAUCUGGAACGGAUGGAUUGGCAAUGGAAGACUGGCAAUAUGA